GCUUACGGACAGCGACUGUAUGCGCCCCGAAUCGCGCUGCGCCAGUCCGUUCUGGACGGACCCGCCUUCUAGCAAUGGCAUUGCCCUCGGUCGCAUCGCUUCGCCGCCAUCGGGCAGCAGCAGCGGCGGUGGCGGCACGCUCGGGCGCAUCGCCUCGCUCCGUCGAUCCGUGCAGCUCUCGCGCACCGAGCCGCCGCCUGAGCCGUCAUGUCUGCCACUCGACGCCGAUCCCUUCGCACGUCCUACAUCCGCCCUCUCGCAGCGCAGCGACCGUGCCUCGAGUCGCCCCGCCUCUUCCCUCUCGACGCACAGUGCCGUCGGCGCUCAGCUUCUGCUCAACAAGCUGCCGAGCGCGCCUCGUCCGCGUCUUCUCUCUGCCACUGCAGAGCUCAACGAGACAGCUGGCCUUUGCACUCCGCCACGCGAUGCCCCACGGUCUGCGCACUCGCCGCACGAGCAGUCGCAGUUGCACGUCGCGCAGCCUCUGCCGAGUCGUUUCAGCCAGAGCCCGGCAAGCCGCAGGGGCGGUGGCGUCGAUGCGCUGCGCAAACUGGCGCGCAUGCGCAAGGGCAGUACGCAGGUGCCACGCAAGGGGAGUACGGUGCCGACUGCGGACACGAGUGGCGGCUCCCUCGCUGUUCCAGGCGCUGCCGCCUCGCCACCUCGUCGCGGAGCCAUCAGCGGUGGAUUGCGCACGAUGCGCUCUGCAGCGUCGAUCGGCAAUCUGCGCAAGCUGCUGCCCAAGUCCUCUCGUGCGCAACUCGUGCCGCCGCUUCCAACCUCGAGCGACACCACUGCCGGCGCAGACGAGACGUCGCCGCGUCCUUCGGGCUCAAUGCGAUGGCCGCGUCGUCGGCAGGCGAGCACCGCCACGAUUGUCAGCGGCGGCAGUGCCGCAAGCGUCUCCUUUCCUUCUGCUCGCGACGCCGACGUCGACAUCGACGAUUCUCCGCCCUCUUCGCCUCCUCUUCCCCUCAACAAGCCGCUCCCCGCCACUCCCUCUCGUCGUCGUCGCACCAGUAGCGCCGCUCGCACGCCAGGAGGCCGUCGUCGCGUCAUCUCCGCCGCCCGAGCCAUUCCAGUCUCUCCGCCUCGCGGCUCGACACGCGCUGCGCCCGUUCCUCGACGACUACAUCUCCUCUCUCACCGUGCUUUGCUGCCUGGCAACGCACCGAGGAAAGAUGUGGCCAUUCGAGAUAGCUGGCUCGACGUGUUGGGCACUGGCAUUGACGCGUGGGCUCUCGCAGCGGCGCCGAACGGCAGAGCACUCGAGGAGCCGCCGACGGAGGCACCGCCGUCGAGGGCGGCGUGGUGGAAUCGCAGCUUGCGCAUCGGCCGGCAGAAGCAGCUCAUCACGGUGUCCAAUGCAGCGGAAGGGCCGGAAGCAGAGCAGACAAGUGCGACGGCAUGGUUCGCCACGCUCCCAACGCUGGCUGGACGACGGAGCGAGGACCUGCUGCGGCAGACUGGACGCACACAGCCCGUGCCGAGAGCGUCGCGCAGCAUCGACUUGCUCCGGGCCGCGCCAGGCACCUCGAGCAUCCACGUACGCCCCGCCAUUCCCAGCUGGGACGUGCUUGGCCCUGCGCCUGUGCCCGUGGCAAGCGACUGGGUCUCCACUCGCAGUGCCUCGGCGCGUGCACAGCUCAGCGAGCGUCGCGCAGCCGCGACGCGUGCCAUGUCUGCCUCUCCGCCGCCCGGAGACGACAAGCCUUGGCUCCGGCCGCUGCGCCUUGGCGAUACGAGCCUCGAAGGGCCGAGGAGCGCGACAAUUGAGGGCCCGAAGCGCGUGCUUGACGGCGGACCGAGGAGUGCGCCGCUACUGCAGAGAGACGUACGUAGUCCGACGCCGACGCAGCGAGACUUGCGCAGUCCGACGCCCACGCAGGCCGGGCCUCCUCAAACAGCACCUCCUACAGCGCCACUGCAGCGCGCUCCGGCCGUCCCGGCGCUCGUGCAAACAGCCGCAUCGCCCUCCUCGAGUCUGCGCGCUCAGUCACCGCUCGACAAGAACGCGGCCAUGCUCCUUCUUCAUUCGUUGCCUAUUCCUCCUCGUGCGAGGCGUAGUCGCGCAAGCACGGUCAGCUCGUGCGAUAGCCAAGAGCUGAACGUGCUGCGCGGCGAGCAGCGGCACGAGAGGAACGACACGGUGGCAAGUGUGCAGACGGUGUCGUCGUCAAUUUUGUAUGUCGCAGAGGAGUCGAUGGCGUCGGCGCCGCCUUCGGACCCGCCGCAGGAACCACUGCCGACGCCGCCGAACUCGGCGGCGUUCACCAUCAAGCCGGACCGCGAGUGGCCCGACACUCACAGCUGGGAGGACAUCCGUGCGGACCGCGGCGUGACGCCGUGCGACUGGGACGACCUUGGCGAGCGCACGAGCAGUGCACGCGAUACAUCAUCGAGCCUGGCGAGCGAGGCGACCGAGCUGCUCUCCUCGCUGCUCGACAGCUUUGGCGAGGCGUCGCCUGCGCGUGACGACGUCUACUUGCGGCCACACUGGCACGACGGCGACUCUGCGCGACGCUCCAGCACCACCGGCGAGAGUAUCCUCAGCUACACUUCGACGCUGAGCUCUGGCGCAAGUGAUGGCGCAGAUCUGCAGAGUCUCAUCGACGGGCUCAUGGACGAGUCGGACGACGACGACGACAAUGAGCGCGGCAGUGCCUCAUCCGGCUUCACCUGGCCUCCGCGGCCCUCGCACGCGGACUCCAGCCUGGCGCCCGUGCCUACGCCCUCGAUUCGUCUGUCGCCGGCCGACGGCAGCGACUCGCUUGAUGUCGAUGACGCGGCCGUGGCGUUCGACAUGGUGUCUACUCCCGGCACGCCGAGCGGCGUGCAAGAAUCUCCGUGCCCGCCAAGCCGUGUGCGCAUGGGAGGAGGACGGGCGGUGAGGCCGCGCGUGAGCGAUUUGGACCUCACCAAGCGGGUCAACGGCGCCUCUGCGGCCGCACCGUCGACGACCUCUGCGGCACUCCCUCCGAGCGUGGUCCCGCCGAGCAUGCCCCGGCACGUCGACUUGCGCGUCGGCUUUGCGCACGUCCCUCCGCCCAGCUUCAGCCCGGAGCUGCUGCACGAGCUCGGCUUGGGGCCGACCGCGCCCGACACGCCGUGCGCCACGCCGACGCACAAGCGCAUGCCGUCCGCCCCGCUCGACCUUGCCGCGAUGCUUGACGAGUACACGCCGCCGCAGAGCGUGUCGACGAGCGCCAAGCACGGCAAGAGCAUGGCUGCGCAUACACGCACAUCGUCGGAGCCGUGCGUGUUCCGCGACACGCCGGCAAUCAUUGUGCGGCCGAGCGACUCGGACGUCGAGAGCGAGUGCGGCAGUGUUUCUGGCGCCUCGCACGGCAGUCCCUCUUGCGCGUCGUACAGAGACUCGAUGACCUCCAGCAGACGAUCGAUGGCCUCUGGUCGGAACUCGAUGGCUUCGUGCGGCAGCGCAUCACUCCUGUCGUGCGGCGACAGUCCCGGCGUCAUUGCGACUGCGCGAGUCGUCGCCAGCAGAAUCUCGGCGGCUCCGGCACCCGCCUCGCUCUUGCACGGCCGUGAAGUACACGCGGGACGCUUCUCGCAGGGCGUGCAGUGCGCCACGCAAGCACCAGUCAUUGAGCCGCCUGGCUCGCCUCCGAGUGAGGCGUCAAGCGUGCAUCGAGUCUCACCGCCGAGCGUUCACUUUGCGCCGGCACCCAGUCAGUGCGCUUCACCGCCGAGCCUCAGCUUCGCCUCGGCUACGGGCGAAUCGUUUGCCUCACCACCAAGCGCAGCCCCUCUGCACUAUGCUUCACCCGUGUCCUCGCCAGCAAGCUCAACGCGCCGCGACUCGUUUUGGUCGACGGGCGAGGGGCACAAUACGUCGAUGUCGAGCGUGUGGUCGCCCGACGACGCGCGGCGGCAAAGCGGGACAUACACGGGCAAGCUGCUGCCUGUCGCCGAGAUUCCCGAGGCGAGGAUCGGCACCUGCGAAGACAUGCACGAGGAUCCGCUCGAUGAGGCGCUCGAGAAGCGACGCGCCAGCAUCGGCAGCCUGUCCGUGGACGAGGCCGAGGCGCUCGAGCAGCAGCUGCGCUUCGAGGAGCAGGCGCUCACGGCGGUCCUGCACAGCCGGCAGACGUGGACGGGCGGGAGCCUGUGCGAGUACCUGCUGUCUGGUGAGCGACCCGCACGACACUAGCCAACACUGCAGGCCCCACUGGCACGUCGCAUCUUCCUUCCGAACUUGCGGCAGCGCUGACGCCCUCGCCUCCCAGUCUUUCAGCCGCCGCGCGAGCUCGAGCAG
This is a messenger RNA of Tilletiopsis washingtonensis, 4276 nucleotides long. RefSeq lists its product as hypothetical. The coding region runs from base 20 to 4171 and encodes 1383 amino acids. The record is from RefSeq and is a predicted model, not a curated record. The transcript is spliced from 3 exons. NCBI's taxonomy places the organism in Eukaryota, Fungi, Basidiomycota, Exobasidiomycetes, Entylomatales.